Lodderomyces parapsilosis is the source of this 1104-nucleotide messenger RNA. It is a transcript of the gene ATS1, whose product is annotated as Ats1p. Lineage: Eukaryota; Fungi; Ascomycota; Pichiomycetes; Serinales; Debaryomycetaceae. The transcript has a single exon. The record is from RefSeq and is a predicted model, not a curated record. Bases 1 to 1104 code for a protein of 367 amino acids.
AUGUACCAAGUUCUAGCAUGUGGUUCAAAUGGGAAUUAUCAACUAGGACAAGACGAUGAUGAGGACCAAAGAGCCCUUAGACUGUGUAUUUUUCAGACUGAGGCAAAUAAAUCAACCACCACUAUUGACCAAAAACCAACAAAGAUUGCUUGUGGGGGUAAUCAUACAUUGCUCCUAUUUGAGAAUGGGGACGUAUUCAGCUGUGGGGAUAAUGAGUUUGGUCAAACAGGUCAUCCAAAGAGCACAACGGCUGUACGGGUGUUUUCAAAAGUUCCCCCAAUGUCACCACACAAAUACCUUGAUGUUUCUUGUGGAUGGGACUACUCUUUCUUACUUACAGACCAAAACGAAUUGUUUGCGUGUGGGAAUGGAUUGAAAGGUGAUUUGGGUUUAGGGGAAGAUGUCACCCAAGCAAGUAGACCCCAGUUGGUGAUCAAAUUCGAUUCUAAGGUGAAGAAGAUAAAAACAGCUGUUAAUCAUACCAUCGUUCAGACGGAGGAUAACAAAUUGUACGGAUGGGGAAAUUGUAGAAAGGGACAAUUAGGAACAAUUGACAGUAACUUGACAAAAAGAGGUGCAGUAUGGAGACCAAUUGAACUAGAUUUUGGGAUAACUGACAUUGAAUCAUUUGAGUUGGGUCGAGAGUUUACAAUUAUAAUGUCUUCUAAUGUGAUUCACUUAUUUGGAAAGGCAACUAUCAAUCUGCUGGACCUAAAUGAUAUCAUGUACAGUAGCAAGCUGGUUGAGGCAAUGUGGUCUUCAAUUCAUUGCAAAAGUGGCACCACCAUUAAAUCAUUUGGCACUAAUACUCAUGGUCAAUUGUAUGACUAUGGUCCAAUCAGCGAUGACUUUGAAUUUGUUGUCGGAAGUGAACAUGGGCUAUUGAAAGUGGCAGACAAAGUCUACGCUUGGGGGUGGGGAGAGCACGGCAAUUGUGGUGAUGCAAAACAUAAUAACUCUGCUACAAGUGUCGAACACAAUGAUUGCAAUUCCAAUAGACACAUCACUUUCGACUACUUGAAUGUAUUGUAUGAAGAAUCAGAUGAAGUUACAAUGGUAGCUGGCGGGUGUGCAACCAGUUGGGUAAUCACACACGUUAAGUAA